Messenger RNA from Seminavis robusta, 864 nucleotides. NCBI's taxonomy places the organism in Eukaryota, Bacillariophyta, Bacillariophyceae, Naviculales, Naviculaceae. The record is from the annotation of a GenBank genome assembly.
AUGGCCGAGAAACCUAUGCUAACGCCUGUUGUUACGGGCCAGGAAACUGCUGGAAUGGUCUCUGUGACUGCUCCCAUGGACCUCCAGGAAGGAUACCAGCUCCAAGUCUCGGUGAACGGGCAGCAGAAGAAUGUGACGGUGCCUGCUGGUGGUGUCAAGGAAGGACAAUCCUUCCAGGCUCGGCCCGUGGCUGGAGCGAGCACUGGAGGUGUUGCUGCAGGAGGCGUUGUGCACAAUAUUCCUCAGGGCAAAUGGCGAGACAACAUUUGCGACUGUUUCAAGUUUGGUUGCUGCCAUGCCAUGUGCUGCCUUGGAUUCUGCUGCGAACCCAUCUUGGGUGGUCAGGUGAUGACCCGCAUGAGUCGUGACUUUAUGGGAGGUCCCGGCGCUCGCCCAUCUGCCAGCAAGACAUGCCAGAUUGUGACUGGAAUUUUCAUUGUGGUUGCCAUUGUUCAAGGUGCCCUUCGCGCUGUCCAGGGUGCCACAAAUUGUCCCUAUGGUAAUCAAAGGUACAAUGAUGCUGGUGAGCUUUACAUUCAAUGCCCUGAUGGGACCACGGAAACGCCAACAUCUACCUUUCAGAUUGUUGGACUGGUCCAUGCCAUUGUUGGAUUCCUUUUUGCAGUCUACUUCUUCUUUGCUAUCUGCCGUACGCGUGCUGCCAUUCGAAGAAAGUACGAAAUUAAGCCGGAAUGCUGUGGGGAGGCCGAGGAUUGUUGCUGUACAUUUUGGUGCUCUUGCUGUACUGUCCAACAAAUGGCCCGUCAUACGAAUGACUAUUCUACCUAUGAUGUCGGCUGCUGCUCUGGUGAUUGUUGCAACAACCGUGGACAGCAGCCACAAGUUCCUGAGAUUGAACCCUGA